This is a messenger RNA of Orycteropus afer afer, 682 nucleotides long. Its product is annotated as neudesin. Gene Ontology annotation, cellular component: membrane; endomembrane system. The record is from RefSeq and is a predicted model, not a curated record. NCBI's taxonomy places the organism in Eukaryota, Metazoa, Chordata, Mammalia, Tubulidentata, Orycteropodidae.
GCCGAGGCUGCCCCUCGCCCUGCUCGGCGAGCUCACCAUGGCGGCCCCCGUGCCGGGGUGGCGGCUACGGCCGCUGGCAGUGUUGGUCCUGGUUUUGGCGCUGGCCUCCGGGCUCCCCGCGGCGGGAGCUGGGCAGACACCGCGCCCCGCCGAGCGAGGGCCGCCGGUGCGCCUCUUCACGGAGGAGGAGCUGGCCCGCUAUUCCGGGGAGGAGGAAGAUCAGCCCAUCUACAUGGCAGUGAAGGGAGUGGUGUUUGAUGUCACUUCUGGAAAGGAGUUUUAUGGAAGAGGAGCCCCCUACAAUGCCUUGACUGGGAAAGACUCCACCAGAGGGGUGGCCAAGAUGUCCCUGGAUCCUGCAGACCUCACCCAUGACAUUACGGGGCUCACGGCCAAGGAACUGGAGUCUCUGGAUGACAUCUUCACCAGAGUGUACAAGGCUAAAUAUCCCAUCAUCGGCUACACAGCCCGCAGGAUCCUUAACGAGGACGGCAGCCCCAACCUGGACUUCAAGCCUGAAGACCAGCCCCAUUUUGACAUAAAGGACGAGUUCUGAUGUCUUUCUGCAGGGUCAGGGUCUUUGGAGGGUGGGGCAUGGGGACAUCCAGAUGUUAAGUCUGCAAAAUCUGCUUCCUGAAGCCUCUGAAUUGCCAAGAUCUGAAUAAAAGAGAUGUUUAACCUG